Didymodactylos carnosus is the source of this 1317-nucleotide messenger RNA. NCBI's taxonomy places the organism in Eukaryota, Metazoa, Rotifera, Eurotatoria, Philodinida, Philodinidae. The record is from the annotation of a GenBank genome assembly.
AUGCGAAGAAUACCACGCUACACGAAAAGAUCAUUGGAUCGUUGGCCUCAUACAUCAUUUUCUCAACAAGAUAUAACCGGAGCAACAAAUUCGCUUGAACAAAGCGGUAUUGAACUACCUGAUUUUCAGCCAACCACUCAGCUGAGAACGACAACAAACAAUAGUAACAUCACACAUACUUCUCAAACUAACAACAAUAAUACCAUAGUUUUCACGAAUCAAACUUAUCCAAAUUUGUUAAAUAACAAUAAUUCGAUCAUCCUAAAUAAUAAUAACUUGUUAACGGCAGCAAAUAAUAUUAUUUUAGUGGAAAAAAAAAUAACCAGAAAAGCGGCCACGCCUCCUGACAGGCGACGAAAACGUGUACAAAAAGUCGAAGACAGUGAAACUGCAAGAAAUCCGAAACGAAGAAAAAACGAUACGACAAAUAAUACUGAUAAAAAACAGGCUACAGUUGCUGUAUCCGAUUCAACCGUUCGAAAUGCUUCCAAAAAUGAUUUUUCUCCGGUUUCUUCUAUACAAAGUGAUUCUUGUUCAAAUUCGAAUCAUACAUCUGAAUCAAGUCUUUCAUCAGCAACAACAAAGCAAGUUCAAACUGAUAUCAUGGCGCUGAACGUGUCAACAGUUUUAACUCCCGGUGACAUUGAAGCAAAGAACAGUCAAAUUCAAACAUUAUCAAGAGAUAAAGAUGAACUUCGUCGACAAUUGCGAGACAUACAGCGUGAUCUAGAAAAACAAUCAAAUGUUUUACAAAAAUGUCUAGCUGUGAAUAAAAAGCUGUUGAUUGAGAAAUCAACAUUAGAACGUAAACAAGCAAGACAAAAAUGUAUGGAAAAUCGUUUACGUUUAGGUCAGUUUGUUACACAACGUCAAGGUGCUACAUUUGUUGAAAACUGGGUGGAUGGUAGCGCGUUUACAGAUCUUGUCAAACAACAAGAAUUGAUUCAACGUGCUCGCGAGGAACUUGAACGUGAACGACGAUCAUUACAAAAACGUCGACCAAAUUGUGAAGUGAAAGAAAAACCAGCCAAAACGUAUAUGCGAGCAAAAAGCAAAGAUCGAAGCGAAUCUGAUCAAAAUAGUAACGACGGAACAAAAUUAAACGAUAAAUCAAGAUCGUUAGUGACUGAUUGGUAUGAACAAGAUGAAAUUUUACGUUUACGACAAGCAUCAUUGAAAAAAGAAGAAACAGAUUUACAAAUUGAAUAUGAAAAACUUGAACGUGAAAGAAAUUUACAUAUAAGAGAAUUGAAACGAAUUUAUAAUGAAGAUCACUCCAGGUUAGAGUUAUUGAUUUACAUUCACAACAUUUUUUUU